Oryzias melastigma (Indian medaka) is the source of this 774-nucleotide messenger RNA. RefSeq names its product zymogen granule membrane protein 16. NCBI's taxonomy places the organism in Eukaryota, Metazoa, Chordata, Actinopteri, Beloniformes, Adrianichthyidae. The coding region runs from base 84 to 581 and encodes 165 amino acids. The record is from RefSeq and is a predicted model, not a curated record. The transcript has 4 exons.
AGGAACCAGGCUGACCUGCUGGGCUUUACUCCAGCAGACGAAGGCUUUCCGUUCACUGAGGAGUGCUUUAACAAUUCGCCAGAAUGCGUUUUGUCGCCUUUUUGAUGCUCUUUGCAACCUGUGUUGCUGCUGACUUCCUGCCUCUGUACUCGUACUCCCCAUCUGUGGGGUCGGGCAGUGGCAGCUCCUACACCAUCACUGGGGAGGGACGGAUCACUUCCGUCAGAGUCUGGGAGUACUAUGGAGGCCACAUUUAUGGCGUCCAGUUCAGAUAUGGAUACUCCUGGUCCAACGUCGCCGGCUACAUCUACGGAACCCCCCAAGAGAUGGAGCUGUACGACGGUGAAUACAUCGUCCAGAUUUCUGGAAAAUACUCUCACUACCUGCAGACCAUCAUCUUCGUCACAAACCGAGGUCGCUCCCUGUUCGUGGGUCAGCCGUCCGGCACUUCCUUCAACAUGUACCCCGAACACCAGGAGACGGAGCUGGUCUUCAUCAGCGGACGCUAUCACGGAGGCCUCACCUCUCUGGGGGCCCACUGGGCCGUGGUCGACCCCACCUUCAACAUGACCACCCACUGAGCCCCAAACUUUUAAAAAUGUAAUGUGAUUUAUGUAAAAAAAAUCAAUAAUUUCUUGGUUCUUUUAUUAUUUUGUCCCUAAAAUGGAAAAAAAAUGUUUUUUGCAACGUUUGUGAUUCUGUCUGUUUUUAUGUUCAGGCGUCUAAACUGUAAACUGAUUCUAAAAGUACAAAAUAAAUUAAAAAUAUUUAAAA